Messenger RNA from Gastrolobium bilobum, 1082 nucleotides. RefSeq lists its product as uncharacterized. The transcript is spliced from 2 exons. The record is from RefSeq and is a predicted model, not a curated record. The coding region runs from base 137 to 718 and encodes 193 amino acids. NCBI's taxonomy places the organism in Eukaryota, Viridiplantae, Streptophyta, Magnoliopsida, Fabales, Fabaceae.
GGACUAACCUAAGCGAAGCCAAUUGAUGACAGUGUCCUCUUGGGUUUGAGAGAGACUGGGUGGUGUGCUACUUGUACUGUGCCCAGUCCCCACUAAACCCUAACGUUCCCCAAUCUACAAAUUCUCACACAGAUCCAUGGCCGAACUCAAGAACCAGCAAGAACCCGCAUUCCCCUCCAAGCGCAAACUCGAUUCAAACACCGAUGACCUCCCAAACAAAGUUCCCAAUCUUGCAACUUUGGACAACAACGAAGCCCAAGAACCCAACCCCAUUUCGGAUAACAACAAUUCCGAACUUCCCAGCACCACCAAUUGUUCUUCCGAGAAGGAAGGUGGCAACGACGACGACGACAAUGAGCUCGAAAACGACGAUGAAUUCGACGACGAUGAAGAGGAAGAUGAGGAUGAAGAAGAUGAAGAGGACGAGGUGGACCGAAAGGGAAAAGGGGUUUUGCGUGAUGACAAGGGGAAAGGGAAAUUGAUAGAGGAAGAAGAAGAAGAUGAUGAUGAUGACGAUGACGAUGAUUCCGGUGAUGACGGGAACGUUUCCGGCGGCGACAGCGAUUUUUCUGAUGAUCCACUUGCGGAGGUGGAUUUGAAUAACAUUCUUCCGUCGAGGACUCGGCGGCGUACGGCUCAUCCCGGAGUGCACAUUGCUAGUGAUAUGGGGAAUGUUGGUGGGGACGACGAUGAUGAUAGUGAUGAUAGCGAUGCUUAAAAAGGCAAUAUGUAAUGGUAAUCCUUAAUGGUUUAUAAGUUGUGGUAACUCCUCCUUAAUGGUUUCUAUCAGAUUCAUCAUUUUGUGGAGGGCAAGUGAGGAAUAUGGGCUAGACUUUUCUACCAUUGGUUGCAUUUACCCUGCUUCUCAUGAGAAUGUAACAAUAUACUAAUUCCUGGCAAAAGGAUUGUGAGAUCUACAUAGUCGCUUAAGCAGUUGUAUGCUUGUCUGAUUGUUCUAGUUGUUUCUGGUUGCAAGAAACCUUCAUCUGUUAGUUAAUGUCUGAUUAUAUUUCUUCUUUUCUUUUAAAGUGAUUGUAUUUCUUGUUGGUAUCUUACAACUUGUUAACAAAAUUGAAAUGCAU